This is a messenger RNA of Populus trichocarpa (black cottonwood), 3612 nucleotides long. Its product is annotated as sister chromatid cohesion protein PDS5 homolog C. Gene Ontology annotation, cellular component: nucleus; chromatin. The record is from RefSeq and is a predicted model, not a curated record. The transcript is spliced from 14 exons. Lineage: Eukaryota; Viridiplantae; Streptophyta; Magnoliopsida; Malpighiales; Salicaceae. Bases 260 to 3223 code for a protein of 987 amino acids. Gene Ontology annotation, biological process: mitotic sister chromatid cohesion; DNA repair.
AUCGAAACGUUCCCCCCCUCUCCCCUUCUCUCAAAAAAAAAAAAAAAAAACCCUAAUUUCAGAGUAAAAUCACAAAGAGCUUCAAAAACUAGAUAAUCGAAAUCUGAUUUUUGAAUAGUUUGUGUGUUUGAAGGGUUUAAAUGUUGUGAGAUUGGAGUAAUUAGAGCGGUAGAUUUUGAAAGAUCUGUCUGUAUUUAAUUAAAUAUAAUUGAAUUUUAAUUUUUAAGUGUUUAUUUAUUAGAGAAAGAGAUUAGCACUAAUGGCGUCGUCAAAUAGUGAUAAAGAGCUUGAACAGCAGUUACUGGAAGCUGGAACCAAGCUUCUUAACCCUCCUUCUUCUCUUGAUGACUUGCUCCCUCUUCUUGAUCAAGUUGAGAAUUGUUUGUCAAAGGUGGAGCAGUCGCCUUUAAAAUCAAUGCAAAAUGCACUCUCUCCUUCGCAGAAUGCUCUGGUCACAGAUCAACUCUUUAGGCAUUCAAACAUUGAUGUGAAGGUUGCCGUUGCCUCAUGCAUUAGUGAGAUAACAAGAAUAACUGCACCAGACGCACCUUAUGAUGAUGAUCAGAUGAAGGAAGUUUUUCAGCUGAUUGUAUCAUCAUUUGAAAAUCUAGAUGACAAAUCUAGUCGGUCUUAUGUUAAGAGGGCCUCGAUUCUUGAAACUGUUGCGAAGGUUAGGUCGUGUGUGGUGAUGCUGGAUCUUGAAUGUGAUGCACUGAUAAUUGAGAUGUUUCAGCACUUCUUUAAGGCUGUAAGGGAUUAUCAUCCGGAAAAUGUCCUUUCAUCAAUGGAGACCAUCAUGUCCCUUGUCUUAGAAGAAAGUGAAGAUAUCUCAGUGGAAUUACUGUCACCCCUUUUAGCUAGUGUGAAAAAGGGUGAUGAGGAAGCUCUACCUGUUGCCCAAAAGUUGGGAGAGAAAGUACUUGAAACCUGUGCUACGAAGGUUAAACCUUACUUGAUACAGGCUGUGAAAUCUUUGGGUGUAUCUUUAGAUGACUACAGUGAUAUUGUUGGUUCAAUGUGCCAAGAAAUCUCUGGUUCCAUUGAGCAGAAAGAUGUCCAUGCUGGUGAUGAAAAUAAGGCUGAAGAGAGCAAGCCAGCUGGGACAUUGUCAGCUACUGCUGCUCAGGUUGAUGAAGAGGAAACAACAGAAGUGGCCACUCCUAUACAAGCUGAUCCUGCAAAUGAAAAAUCUCCAAAGUCAGCUGUGAGCAAUGGUGUCGCUCAGACUGGGGAAGAUGACUCCUUGGCAGAUUCCUAUUCCUUGAAGAAGCAGGAGGAUAAUCAUACUGAUCAGUUGAAAAGCAUUGAUAUGCCAGGUAAUGGUGAACCUGUCAUUUCAGAUGCUGAAAAGGUAGUAAACACAGAAAGUGAGGCAGAGCAGACAAGCAAGAAGAGUGCUGAGAAGUCUCCAACGAAAUUGACGGAGCCUUCAGAGAGUUUUCCUGCUGUCCCUGAGAAGGAAGCUGAGGAAUUGCCAGAUGAUAAAAUUCACGGCGAGGAUAUUCCCAGUUCUCAUAAAGAUCAAUCUGUUGAAGAAGCAAUAUCUUCUGAGAAUAUAAAAGAAACUGUCACUCAGCCCUCCUCACCUAAGGCAUCAGAGGGUGAGUCUGUACCUGUCGCUUCCCCAUCUGUUGGCGAAAGCCCUCCUGAUGAAAGUGUUUCCAAAAAGGGUGGACGAUCAAAGAAAAAGGAGAGCUUGAACAAACAUUCUGCACCUUCUUCUGAUGAUGUUCCAAAAAAGGUAUCCGAUGGAACAAGUGAUUCAGAAUUAAAAUCGCAUAAACACUCUGGAAAGAAGGCAUUUGCUGGGACUUCCUGUGAGGAUAAGACACCAAUGAUGACAGAUGCAUCCAAGAAGGAAAGCAACACCACUAGUGAACCAGAGGCAAAAUCGCUGAAGCAAUCAUCAAAAGAGGUGGACACAUCGAAGAAGGAAAGCGACACCGCUAGUGAACAAGAGGCAAAACCACCGAAGCAGUCAUCUAAAAAGUUAGACGCAUCCAAGAGGGAAAGUGACACCACUGGUGAACCAGAGGUGAAACCGUCAAAGCAGUCAUCUAAAAAGGUGGAUGCAUCCAGGAAGGAAAGCAAUACCACUGGUGAAUCGGAGGCAAAACCGCUGAAGCAGUCAUCUAAAAAAGUGGAUGGAAGUAGCAGCAAUGAUGGGUUGUCUUUAAAGCAAUCUGAGGAUAAGAAGCGUCAGAGUCGUGGAAAAGCAGCUUCAGAAAAGCAUGCGACCAAAAGCUCAACUAAAGAUGAUGACAAAGAAAAGACCCCUUCAACCAAGUCAGCUGCAAAAUCAGCAAAAGAGGAACAUCACUUAGAGGAGACCCCCGUGACAAGUACCAAGAGGAAGCGUGGUGAUGAAAAAGGAUCUGAUAUUAAAGAAUUUGAUGAAAAUGUGGUUGGUUCAAAGGUUAAAGUAUGGUGGCCAAAAGAUCGCCAAUUUUACGAGGGUAAAAUUGAAUCUUUUGACCCGAUUAAGAAGAAGCAUAAGGUUGUAUAUACCGAUGGCGAUGAAGAAAUUUUAAUCCUCAAAAGGCAAAGGUUUGAGCUUAUUGAUGAUGACUCUGAGUCAGAAGAGGAAGAAGCAACUGAUCACCCAAGUCCUGAAACCUCUUCUGAAGCGCCCCUGAAGAAGAGAAUGAAAACAAGUUCUGAUAAGUCAUCUAAGCAAGGAAAGGUGGAUGCUUCCCCAAAGAGGGGCAGCGGAGCUUCCUCCAGCAAAUCCAAAAUUGCAGCUGCAAAAUCAGGAGGAAAGUCCAAGGAAGCCGGUAAAACUGGUGGGAAAUCUGUAGAUGAAUCGAAAGUUAAGAAAUCAGAUGAUCGUGGCAAAACCAAGGAUCAUACCCCUAAAAGUGGAAGUAAAUCUGACUUUGCUUCAAAAACUGCCAGCAAAUCAAAAAAUGACAACCCUUUGACAUCCAAGACUAGCAAGUCGAAGGAGGAUGGCACAAGCACUCCCAAAAUUUCCAAGUCCAAGCAUGAGACCCCAAAGGUUUCAUCCUCCAGUGCCAAGGGUAAAGCCUCAAAAAGUGGUGGCAAAUCUGAUGUCAAUGGUGCUGGAAAGUUGAAGCCUGGCUCAUCUAAGGUGAAAGAAAUUGAUGAUGAAGAGACCUCAACAGAUUCAGAGAAAGUGCAGCGAAGUGUGAAGGUGAAAACUGGAAGCUCAUCCAAAGGAGGGAGUGAGGCUAAGAGUGGGAAAAAGCGGCGAAGAGUUUGAAGUUUAAGAUCUCUCCUUAACCGCCGCUUGUUGCAAGCGGAGUUGUUUCUUGUCCCCAACACAUGGACCUUGAUUGCCUAGCUCUCUUCGACGUCCGUCCCAGAGUAGUUGCGGCCACACAGUAAGCCAUGCAUUUGGUAUUUAUUACCAUCUUUGAUGCGAUCCCAAGUCAUUGGCUUAAGUUUGUUAGUCUAGUUAAUGGUUGCCUGUAGGAUUAGGUUUCUUCUAUUUUGGUUUUAGAUGGUAUCUAUGUUGUUUGGGGAGCGACAGUAGAGAAUAGAUCGAGUUAGUUUGAUGAAAUAGAUGCCGUAAUAGAUAAUGACAGAUCCAUGAACAUUGCCAUUGCUAUGUCGUCCUCAAUUCACUAUUGGAUCAUUCUGGUCGAUAAA